Scomber japonicus (chub mackerel) is the source of this 4170-nucleotide messenger RNA. It is a transcript of the gene atp10b, whose product is annotated as ATPase phospholipid transporting 10B. Gene Ontology annotation, molecular function: ATP binding; ATP hydrolysis activity; ATPase-coupled intramembrane lipid carrier activity. Bases 1 to 4170 code for a protein of 1389 amino acids. Gene Ontology annotation, cellular component: plasma membrane. The record is from RefSeq and is a predicted model, not a curated record. NCBI's taxonomy places the organism in Eukaryota, Metazoa, Chordata, Actinopteri, Scombriformes, Scombridae. Gene Ontology annotation, biological process: phospholipid translocation. The transcript is spliced from 23 exons.
AUGACAUGGAGGAGUCCUAUGGCUCUGAUCAGAGAUGCUCUGACAAGUCAGAGGGCACGGGAGAAGGACCUCCGCUACUUGGUGUCUAACCUGCCUUAUGAAGGCCUGGAGAAACGGAAGCAACCCAACCACCACUUCCCUGGCAACGCCAUCAAGACCACCAAAUACUCCCUCCUGUUUUUCAUCCCCACGAACCUCAUAGAGCAGUUUCACCGCCUGGCAAACAUCUACUUUGUAGGCCUGGCUAUUCUGAAUUUUGUCCCUGUGGUGAGUGCCUUCGAGCCUGAGGUGGCUUUGAUCCCUAUCUGUGUCAUCAUGUCUCUGACUGCACUGAAAGAUGCCUGGGAGGACUUCAGGAGGUACCAGUCGGACAGGAAGGUCAAUAACACGCCGUGCUUCAUCUACAGCAGGAAAGACAAGCAGUUUGUGGAGAAGCGCUGGAAGGAUGUACGAGUGGGAGAUUUUGUGAAAGUGUUUUGUAAUGAGAUCGUCUGUGCGGACCUCCUGCUCCUGCACACAUCAGACCUGAAUGGUGUUUGUCACUUAGAGACAGCCAACCUGGAUGGAGAGACCAAUCUGAAACAAAGGAGGGUCGUGUCUGGCCUCUGCAUCUCAGAUCCUCAAUUUGAACCUGAAAGCUUCAAAAGCACUGUGGUGUGUGAAAGGCCCAACAACAGUCUGAAUCACUUCAAGUGUUAUGUAGAGAAACCCAAUAAGGACAAGGUGGGCGCUGGAAUUGGGAGUCUGCUGCUGCGAGGCUGCACAGUCAGAAACACGGAUCACGCUGUCGGCUUUGUGGUGUAUGCAGGCCAUGAAACCAAGUCCAUGCUCAACAAUAAUGGACCGAGAUACAAGCGCAGCAAACUAGAGCGGAAGCUGAACAGAGACGUCAUUUUCUGCGUCAUUCUCCUCUUCAGCAUGUGUCUUGUUGGAGCACUAGGUCACUUCUUAUGGCUGAAGGCGCUGCCCAGCGUGCCCCCUUACCUGGUCCCCGACAGCAAUGGUCACCUGGACAGUCCCAGUCUGUCUGGCUUCUACAUGUUCUUGACUAUGAUCAUCCUGCUGCAGAUCCUGAUUCCAAUCUCCCUCUAUGUGUCCAUUGAGUUGGUGAAGAUCAGCCAGAUCUUCUUCAUCACCAAUGACAUUGAUCUGUACGAUGAGGAGACAGACAGUCGUAUGCAGUGUAAAGCCCUGAACAUCACAGAGGAUCUAGGUCAGAUUGAAUACAUCUUUUCAGACAAGACCGGCACCCUCACUGAGAACAAGAUGGUGUUUCGCCGGUGCUCCAUCGUAGGCACAGAGUACCCACACAAAGAGAACGCCAUCCGACUUGCUGUCAUUGAUGAGCCAGAUUCUGAGGAGGAGGUCAUCUUCAACCAGCAACCGCAACCCCUACAGAGAGGAUGGUCCCUGGAUUCUGAGCACACCAACCCUGAGGACACACAACGUCACCGUGGCAGCCGACGCAAGAGCAAGGGCGCAGGAAAUGCCCGGAGCGAUGUGGCCUUCAGCAGUCCCCUGGCCUCCCAGUCCCUACUGCAGAUGGCCGAGCUGCUAGGUGUCAGUGAUAAGCACAUCAAUUUUGGCUCAAAGUUGCCCCUAUGGCAAAUAGUAGAGGCCAAAACAAGCAGGCGGAGACAGAAAAAGGCUUGUGUUUAUUCCAAUAAGGCGCUCAGCCCAUCUUUGGUUCUCCUCAUGCUGCGUCAGAGCAGCAUGUUUGAAACUGAGGUGAUUCCAGACAGGAAGCUGCUUCAGCAGAUUAGCAGGGCAGAGAGCAGCAGCAGCAGCCGGAAGAUGGAUCCAUACCUGGACUUUUUUCUAGCUCUCGCCAUUUGCAACACGGUGGUGGUUUCCAUGGCAACAGCUCAGAGACAGAGGGCGAGUGGGUCUCCACACUCCUCUCAGGCAAAUAAUCCACUGGAUUCUUUGUCCAGUCUGGUGAAGAAGGCUGGCUCUCUUUGCCACAUUCUCACCUCCUGGAAGCGAAAGCCAAAGGGGACCUGCUCCUUAUCAGAGGACUCAGUUAUAGAGGAUGACCACUUUAACCCCCCUGUAAAAAUGGAGAGGACUGGAGACCUCAACACCAACGGGGCUCAAACGUGCUCACUUCAUGUUCCACCCCGGUGUGACAAGCCUGCUGCGGCCUCAGAUAAGCUGUGCUAUGAGGCAGAGAGUCCAGACGAGGCAGCUUUGGUGUAUGCAGCCAAGGCAUAUGGCUUCACUCUGCUGGCCCGCACCCAUGACAGCGUGACAGUGAGGCUCCCGUCUGGGCAGGACCUGGUGUUUGAGGUGCUGGACACCUUGACUUUUGACUCCAACAGGAAGAGGAUGUCUGUUUUGGUACGACACCCAAUCACUAAAGAAUAUGUGUUGUAUACUAAAGGUGCAGACUACGCUAUCAUGGAGCUACUGGGUACACCAUACGCAGAACAUCUCAGUAAGAAUCAGAAGGAUAUAGUGGCCGAUACUCAGCAUCACCUUGACUACUAUGCCAAAGAUGGGCUGCGUACACUGUGCUUUACAAAGAAGGUUGUGAGUGACCAAGCUUAUGAAAGCUGGUCAGUGAACAGACAGCAAGCUCUAGCUGCUAUAGACAACAGAGAGGUGCUCAUCACGGAUACUGCUGUGCACCUAGAAACAAACCUCACCCUGCUAGGGGCGACGGGUGUCGAGGACCGUCUGCAAGAGAAUGUCCCAGACACCAUCGUGGCUCUGAGGGAGGCAGGGAUCCAGGUGUGGGUGCUGACUGGUGACAAGACGGAGACAGCUGUCAACAUCAGCUACGCCUGCAGGCUAUUGGAAGAGGAAGACCUGGUGAUUAACAUGAGUUGCAAAAACAAGCUUACAUGCACCUCCAUCCUGGACUGCACUCUGGAGGAGGUGAGGAGGCAUGCAAACGAACCUCGUAACGUUGGUACAACCCCAAACAUCUCCCUGGUGAUCGAUGGACAUACCCUGACCAUGGCUCUGUCGUCAGACCUGCAGGACCGUUUUGUGGAACUGGCGAAGCACUGUCGCUCUGUGCUCUGCUGUCGAGUCACACCAUUACAAAAGAGCAGAGUAGUGAAGGUCAUCAGGGAGAAACUCAAGGUCAUGACGCUAGCUAUUGGUGAUGGUGCAAAUGAUGUCAACAUGAUCCAAGCAGCUGAUAUCGGCAUUGGGAUAUCUGGUCAGGAGGGGAUGCAGGCAGUCAUGGCAAGUGAUUUUGCCAUAUCUCGCUUCAGACACCUAAAAAAACUCCUCCUGGUUCACGGACACUGGUGCUACACUCGUCUCGCCAACAUGAUCAUUUACUUCUUCUAUAAGAACGUGGCCUAUGUGAACCUGCUGUUCUGGUAUCAGUUCUUCUGCGGCUUCUCUGCCACUACCAUGAUUGACUAUUGGCUGCUGAUAUUCUUCAACCUCUUCUUUACGUCCCUACCACCCAUCAUGUUUGGGAUAAUGGACAAAGAUGUUUCUGCUGAGAUGCUGCUGGGUAUUCCUGAACUGUACAGGACUGGACAGGGUGAAGGGGAAUACAAGUUUUCAACUUUCUGGGUUUCCAUACUCGAUGCCUUCUACCAGAGUCUUGUGUGCUUCUUUAUUCCAUACUUGACUUACCGGGAUUCAGACAUUGACAUUUUUACCUUUGGAACCCCUUUGAACACAAUUUCUUUAUUUACCAUCCUGCUGCAUCUGUCAAUAGAGAUCAAAGCCUGGACGGUGGUUCACUGGAUAAUCAUGCUGGUCAGUGUGGCGCUGUUCUUCAUCAUGACGCUGGCCUACAGCGCCAUGUGCGUUACCUGUAACCCCCCAUCCAACCCUUACUGGAUCCUCCACAGCCAGAUGGCAGACCCCAUGUUCUACCUUGUCUGCAUCAUCAGUAUUGUGUUAGCUCUGCUGCCCAGGUACAUGUUUCACGUGCUUAGGAACUCUAUCGCCCCCUCUCCACUCGUGCAAGCCAGGCAUCUGGACCGGCUGGACCCCUCAGAGAAGCAGCAGUGGAUCAAGGAGUGGAGGAGCUUCAGGGGCGGAGGGCAGGUCAAACGCCCUGAGCUGUCUACCCCACCCUCUCCCACCCUGGAGAUCCCUGUGGACUUUUAUGCCCAGUCUCCAGAUGUCUCUGAUAUCAUGGAAGAUGAAUUCACAUUGAAUGUAACCACAAACUAUCAGAGACCUGCACACAGAUGA